UGCUGAGCCGGGCGGAAGUGACGUUUGCGAGCUCGGCGGCUAGUCCCGCCGGGCGCGGAGAUACCGGGCCGUGCCCGGGAUGGACCCGGCGGCCGAGCACCGCCAGCAGCUCCGCAGCCUGCGGGACUUCCUGCUGGUCUACAACCGUAUGACCGAGCUCUGCUUCCGCCAUUGCGUCUGCAACCUCAACUACCGGCUGCUCACGGGCCGCGAGGAGUCGUGCCUGGACAGCUGUGCCGCGAGGCUGGUCCGCGCCAACCACCGCCUGAUGGGCGCCUACGUGGGGCUGGUGCCGGCAAUGCUGCAGCGCCGCGCAGCCGAGUACGGGGCGCCUGCGGGGCCCUCCGGACUGCCGGCCUCCCCUGACCCGGCCCCGGGCCCUGCCGAGUCCUCGCCAGACGCUCCCGCUGCCGGCACAUAGCAGCACCUGGCCGCAGCUCCCCGCGGCAGCCGGACACGACUGGCACCAGCCCUGGCCUGAGGCAGCAGGAGCAGCAGCAUCCUCCCUGCGCUGGAGCUCCAGGCUGGAGCAGCAUCUGCACUGGGCCCUGGGAGCCCUCAGCAGUGGCUGGGCUCUGCAGGGCACUGGGGAUAGGGGCACAGGAACUCGGGAAAAGCCCCCCGAGCCCUCGUGGUUGUGGACUUCUGGGAAGUGCAUUGUUAGUCCCAAUAAAACAUCGUUACAGUAA
Oenanthe melanoleuca is the source of this 689-nucleotide messenger RNA. RefSeq names its product translocase of inner mitochondrial membrane 10B (gene TIMM10B). The transcript has 3 exons. Gene Ontology annotation, cellular component: mitochondrial intermembrane space chaperone complex. The coding region runs from base 80 to 421 and encodes 113 amino acids. The record is from RefSeq and is a predicted model, not a curated record. NCBI's taxonomy places the organism in Eukaryota, Metazoa, Chordata, Aves, Passeriformes, Muscicapidae.